CCGGCCAAGGGUUACGUAUAAGGAAAGGAGGACGUCAGCUACCUUACCUUGCCUAAUAUGCGACUUUGAAUUCUCCCACAAGCCAAGCCCCGAUUUGCAUUUGUAUUCUUUUCUUUUUCUUUCUCCUCACAACUCGGCUUUAAAAACCGUCACGAACUUGCCAACAUCGUACCCAAGGCGAUCAGAUACUGUAGCUGCCUAUCAAAGUCCUUGUGCAUCUCCACAACCGUUUCCCUCCCCGCGCGCCACCACCACUCAUUUGCUCUGGAUUUUCUUAGUUUUUAUCAAAUCCCCUGGCCGGCAGCCACACCUUCUAUGGAUCUAGGCGUGCCUUAAUUAGGCACGGCUUCCAUCUCAUCAGGUAAUUGAUCGCGUGCUCGUCUUGGCAAACACAUCUUGGCACAACCUCUUGGAUACCUUUUGUUAUCUCCCCCCACCAUAUAAGCAUCUAGUCGGGCCUGUCCCUGUAAUCAUCGUCAUUGUUACACCUUUUUUCAUCUUGGCACCUGCUCGGACCUUUUUUUCUCUCCUUAAUAUUCUAUUUUAUUUAUAUCUUGUACCCCUCCUCUCUUCUCUUUUCCUCUGUUGUCUCUUGGAUAACAGGAAGAUCACCGGCUCACGUGGAAGAUUACUGCUGUCGAAUCUGAAUAAUCUGAAUAAUCUGAAGAUUUUCAGCAAAUAUUCAUUUCGCUCUGAAAUAUGGCUCUGAGUCCUCCGAUUUUUGCAAUCAUCUGGCGAAGGGACCACAAAAUUUGAGCAGACUCUUGAAAAAAAAAAAAUACGGCGCAAUCAUCACAAGAACAAAUAAUAACGAGAACUAAUGGUUCAUUCGUCUUUCCACGUAGCGAACGGAGUAUAGACGGGAGAGUUCAAUUCGGACUUUUUUAUAUUGCGACUAUCAAGGGGCAAAAAUGAAGUUCGGACAAGAAUUCAAAGAGGUUCUUUUGCGGGAAGGAUAUCCUCCCAAAUGGGUGGACUCGGCAAUUCCUUACGGGCAACUGAAAAAGUGCCUCAAAAAGGUCAGACGGGAGCUGCACGAGCUGGGCCUUGAUCCAGAGAUUCUGCGCCAGCUUUUGGCAGCCCAUGCUACUUCCAACGGUGGCCCGGUGCCACUAGCCAGCUAUGAAUUGGACGGCUCGACCGUUUUGAGGCCUCGCCUGACUGUCUUCAUCCACCUUGAGGAUGGCGAGGCCGUCGAUGCCACCUUGACCCCGGCAUCCAGGGAUUUUCUGGAGAAGCUCUCGUCGGGACGGGUACCCGCCUCACCCGACCCGGAGUCUCCCGGGUCUAGCAUUGGUAGCCCACGGGGGUCGAGUCCGGAUCGGUCAAACUCAAUGGAUUCAUCAGACUCGUCGGAGAGUGAUCAGACCUCUGUCUCAAGCACCAACAAGACCCCGAUCAUACAGCGUGUCGAGAUACCCCUGACAUUUGACGGCGAGUUCUUCGACCUCCUUCAGGCCGACGUGUCCAGCCUCGACGCACUUCAGGACGAGGAAGAGGCGGCCAUGUCAAAGGAGAUUGUCAUACUCGGCGAGGACAUGACGCACCUGACCAAGCCGCACAAGUUCCACAAGUCGGACCUCUCACGGUGGCGCGAUGUCUUUGAGCUCUACCUCGAUGCGCAGGUCUUCUUCUCGACGCACGAGCGCGACCACGGGCCCAGGACCAGCGCAAAGGCACUCGAGCAGCUCGUGUGGUUCCAAGGACAGGUUAACGACCGCGGGCUCGUCCAGCAGUUCAAGCUGCCGGCCAGCCGGGAGGCUUAUGCCAGGUUUCUGGAUCUAAACUCCAAGUUCUUGCAGAAUCUCAAGUUCCAGGAGAUUAACAGAACUGCCGUGACCAAGAUCCUGAAGAAAUUCGACAAGCAAACCUGCCUCGGCGCCUCGCAGACCUUCCCCCGCGCGGUGCAUUCGAAGCGGUUCCUGUCCGAGAGCGUAGCCAAGGAACUUUGCGCCCAGGUGUCGAACCACGUCGUGUCGACGGUCCCGCGCGUCGAGGACUACUCGUGUCCGAUCUGUAUGAGCAUCGCCUGGCUGCCCGUGCGCCUGGCCUGCCGCCACAUCUUUUGCGUCCGCUGCGUCGUCAAGAUGCAGCGCGACGGCAAGCGCCAGUGUCCCAUGUGUCGCCAAAACGUCGUCAUGCAGGCCGACCUCCGCAACCUGGACCACGACCUCGCCCGCUUCAUGGGCCUGUACUUCAAAAAGGAGACCAAGGAGAAGCAGGCCGCCAACGAUCUGGAGCGCGGCAUCGAGAUGUUUGGCGAUGACUACAAGCCCUCUAGCUGCGUCGUCAUGUGAGAUGUGACGAAAGAAAGCCAAUGAUGACCAGGACAAAGUUAAUCAAUAAUAUGUGGGGUUUUAUUCAGUCAAAUCGUUGGUAUUGUUGGCAAGGGGCGGCUUUUUUAUUUUAUUUUGUAAAUACGAUCUUUUUUACGAUACCCAAGAGACUUUUGAUUCAACGAGAGAAGCAUUCUAUAGUCGCUUGGUUUUGAAUAUAUACCCCAAGCACCAACUAUGAUCUGUCAUGUUGUUCCCUUGGUUCGAAGAAAAAAAGACAAGAAAUGGUAAUCUAGAUUUUGAAUAGUCGUGAUUAUAUUAAUGCUACUGGACCUUAG
This is a messenger RNA of Pyricularia oryzae 70-15, 2614 nucleotides long. Its product is annotated as RING-14 protein. Lineage: Eukaryota; Fungi; Ascomycota; Sordariomycetes; Magnaporthales; Pyriculariaceae. The transcript is spliced from 3 exons. The record is from RefSeq and is a predicted model, not a curated record. Gene Ontology annotation, molecular function: metal ion binding. Bases 912 to 2297 code for a protein of 461 amino acids.